AUGCAACGGGGGACUCUCGGGGCGUCCCCCCCAUUGCACCACCCAGUGCCGCAACACGUUUCCACAGUCCCUCAGCUGAGGUCGCCGCCGCCGCCGCCUGGUUCCGCGCAGUCACUGGGCCAAGGCUUUGGCGGUGCCGCCGGGACGCCGUAUCAGCAGCAAGGAGGCAGCAGCGGCAACGUCUUCGGCUCCUACGGACAGUUCAUGAACGAUCCCACAGCUCAGAUUGCGGCGCAAUUCGGCCAGACCGCCUUCAAGCACGGCCAGGACUAUGUCGAGCAAAACUUUGGCCGAUUUGUCAACGUUUCCGCGCUGAAACAUUACUUCAACGUGUCCAACUCGUACGUUGUCAACAAGCUAUUCCUCGUCCUGUUCCCCUGGAGGCACAAGCCAUGGUCGCGGAAGCAGGCUGUCGGAGCCAACGGUCAGGACGGAUGGUACCUGCCUCCUCGGGAGGACGUCAACAGUCCCGACAUGUACAUUCCAGUCAUGGCUCUCGUGACGUAUAUUCUCCUGUCGACGUUGAUCGCCGGUCUCAAGGGUCAGUUCAAACCGGAGCUGCUCGGAUACACUGCCACCACAGGCAUGGUGGUUGUCAUUGUCGAGAUUGUGGCCUUGAAACUGGGGUGCUAUCUCCUCAGCAUUUCCAGCCAGUCCCAGCUUCUCGACCUCAUUGCCUACUCGGGCUACAAGUUUGUCGGAAUCAUUGUCACCAUUGUGGUCGCUGAGAUCCUCAACAGAGGCAAAGGCACCGGCGGCUGGAUCGGCUGGGCCGUCUUUCUCUACACCUUUCUGGCUAAUUCGUUGUUCCUGAUGCGAUCGUUGAGAUAUGUCCUUCUUCCCGAGAUAGCCGGCAGCACGAGCGGCCCGAUGCAGACCGACUCCCGUGCGAAACGCAACCAGAGGACCCAGUUCCUCUUCUUCUACUCUUACAUUGUGCAGCUCUUCUUCAUGUGGGUUCUUACCCGGGGAAUCUAG
Molecule: messenger RNA, 978 nt
Organism: Ustilaginoidea virens
Lineage: Eukaryota; Fungi; Ascomycota; Sordariomycetes; Hypocreales; Clavicipitaceae
Exons: 4
Coding region: 1-978 (325 amino acids)
Biological process (GO): endoplasmic reticulum to Golgi vesicle-mediated transport
Cellular component (GO): COPII-coated ER to Golgi transport vesicle; Golgi membrane; endoplasmic reticulum membrane
Source: RefSeq, a predicted model, not a curated record